Molecule: messenger RNA, 606 nt
Organism: Aspergillus ruber CBS 135680
Lineage: Eukaryota; Fungi; Ascomycota; Eurotiomycetes; Eurotiales; Aspergillaceae
Product: putative DNA polymerase delta subunit 4
Exons: 2
Coding region: 1-606 (201 amino acids)
Biological process (GO): DNA-templated DNA replication; DNA synthesis involved in DNA repair
Cellular component (GO): delta DNA polymerase complex
Molecular function (GO): DNA-directed DNA polymerase activity
Source: RefSeq, a predicted model, not a curated record
AUGCCCCCUACCCGCCGCCGCACCGGCAACCCCUCCACCGCAAACCAAUCCACCCUCUCCUUCGGCUCCAACGCUAGAGUCACCAAACCCACAGCCUCAACUCCGACAUCUCAAAAGUCAAAGACCCUAAAAUCAGCUCCCUCCGUCGUCCCUGAGGCGCACAAGCCCGAUAAAACCCAGCCAUCAAACGAUGUCGCAGAGCCACAGCAACUCCCGGUUACCCCCGCGAAGCCAUCGGAACCGCAUACAGCGGAGCUUGUGGUUAGGGGACAGGCAAAGGUUGAAACAAAGGAACAGCCAUGGGGUGAGGAAGAUAAGAAGGCGUUGAAGGUUUCGGAGGGGGAUUUGGUACGGUAUUGGAAGGGUGAGGAGGAGGGGAGGAGGGCGCCUAGGGUGCAUCAGGAAGAACUUGGACUUCAUGAGAAAAUCCUACGACAUUUUGAUUUGUCGAGUCAAUAUGGACCGUGCAUAGGGAUCGCUCGGAUUAAGCGCUGGAGACGUGCGAAUAUGUUGAAUCUUAACCCUCCUCUUGAGGUUCUGGCAGUGUUGUUGAAGCAUGAGGAUGAUGUGAAGCAGAGGGCGUAUAUGGAUGAACUUAUGUCGUGA